This is a messenger RNA of Moneuplotes crassus, 413 nucleotides long. NCBI's taxonomy places the organism in Eukaryota, Ciliophora, Spirotrichea, Euplotida, Euplotidae. The record is from the annotation of a GenBank genome assembly.
CAUAUGGAAUCAGAGGAAAACCCAUACGAAUUGCUCUCAAAAUUAAAAGAAGAACAGCAACAAUUGUUAGCCGAAAUUAACAAUGGAACUGAGGAAAAAAUUGCCCUUUGCAGAAAGAACGAGGAAUACUGCGCCAGGAUCAGAAAGCUUCAAGCCAGGAUUGUAGCUGCUAAGAGCAAGAGAUCAUUCAAAUUGGUCAUUCGUUCAGGCAAGACUAAAUAUACAAAUUCAAACGGAGAAAGUUUGACAUUUUUUGAAGAUCCCAAAUUUGAAUAUGAUGAAGACGGGCCAACAAAAGGGCUAAUGAACGAGUUUAACAUGAAAUCAUUCAUGUCUGACGAUUUCUCUGAAUAAAUCAUCACUUACCUUCGAUUAUCUUUCUUUUUUAAGAUCUAUUUCGCUGUUAGACUCGC